AUGACCGUGAGACUCACAGAAGGGGCGAUAGAAGCCCUGUCCAAAGGCACGUCCACUUUUAAUGCAGUACUUCAGCUGCUGAACACUAAAAAGAUUGGGAAUGAUGUACCCAGGAUCCGGCUCAUAAUGAGCGAUGGAGUGCACAGUUCAGCAUCGUUCCUACUUGCCACACAACUAAACCAUCUUUAUGAGGAGGAUCAACUCGAGCCCUACUGUGUGUGUGUGUUGAAAAAAGUUGUCGUCAACACCUUGAAAGAUGGAAGACCCGUCAUUAGUAUAAUCGACCUGGAGGUCAUCAAGUCAGCAGAUGACGUUGGAGGGAAGAUUGGGAGUCCAGAGUCGUAUAAUUCAAACUCUCUAACCUCAUCACAAGAGUUAGCUGCUUCUAGUCCCUCUCCCUCGACAUCUGUGCGGGAACAAGGAGCUUCCUUCUCAAAAAGCAUUGAGACGUCGCCACAGAAAUCCUCAGGUGCCUCUUCAUCAGAACAUAAAACAUUCAACUUCAAGAGCAAUAAUAAAACUCCUUCACCAAAGAAGACGUCCCCAAACAGUUCCACAGCGAGACCCGGACCGUACAACAAGAACUCUUCGUCUCCAUCUAAAGGACGAGGCCGAGGCUUCACAGGGAAGUCCCCCGUGAAGAGUGCGGACUCCUCGCCUGGUUCUGCUUCAAAAGUCAUCCCCAUUUCAGCCCUGAAUCCAUAUCAGAGCAAGUGGACUAUCAUGGCCAGAGUCACUAAAAAAGCUAACGUACGAACUUGGAGUAACUCGAAAGGAGAAGGAAAGCUGUUCUCGUUUGAGGUUUUGGACCAAAGUGGAGAAAUCAGGAUCACAGCUUUCAACAAAGAAGUGGACACGUUUUUCUCACUCAUAGAGCAGGGCAAGGUGUACUAUAUUUCCAAGGCGACGCUAAAGGUGGCUAAUAAACAGUUCAACUCGCUGAAGCACGAGUACGAGAUGACACUUCACGCUCAUUCCACCAUCGUGCCGUGCGAUGACAGCGACGACGUGCCGGAUCUACGCUGUGAUUUUGUGCCCAUCUCAGAACUGGAGCAAAGGGAAAACGAUACAGUACUUGACGUGAUCGGUGUGUGUAAAAGCACAGAAGACGUAUCGCGGAUCAUCACCAAAAACAGCCGAGAAGUCUCCAAACGAGCCUUGAGCCUCAUGGACUCGAGUGGGAAAGUGGUGACAGCGACUCUGUGGGGAGAGGAGGCUGAGAAGUUUGAUGGCUCUGGGCACCCGGUCGUUGCCAUCAAAGGGGCUCGCUUGUCUGAUUUCGGGGGCAGAUCUCUCUCCGCUUUGUUCAGCUCCACAAUCUUGGUCAAUCCAGACAUUCCUGAGGCGUUUAGAUUAAGAGCCUGGUUCGACACAGAAGGCCACGCGGUCCACAGCCAAUCCCUGACGGAGUCGCGGGCCGCUGGUGGCGGAGGAAGAGUGAACUGGAAAACACUGAACGAUGUUAAGACUGAGCAAAUGGGACACAGAGAUAAGGCGGAUUACUUCAGCUGUGUGGCUACAGUGGUGUACAUACGCAAGGAGAACUGUCUGUACCGCGCCUGUCCCUCCGCAGACUGCAACAAAAAAGUCCUGGAUCAACACAACGGGCUGUAUCGCUGCGAGAAAUGCGAUCGUGACUACCCCAACUUUGAAUACAGACUCCUGCUCUCAGCAAACUUGUCCGACUUCGGGGAUAACCAGUGGGUGACGUGUUUCCAGGAGACAGCGGAGGUCCUGCUGGGUCACAGUGCACAGCAUCUCGGGCGGCUCCGGGACACAGACGAAGACGCAUUUAACCAAGUCUUCCAGAAAGCCAACUUCACCACGCACAUCUUCAAAAACAGAGUCAAGCUGGAGACAUACAACAAAAACGCUGAUUGUGACAGCUCUGAAUGA
Molecule: messenger RNA, 1896 nt
Organism: Knipowitschia caucasica
Lineage: Eukaryota; Metazoa; Chordata; Actinopteri; Gobiiformes; Gobiidae
Source: the annotation of a GenBank genome assembly